Ostreobium quekettii is the source of this 1533-nucleotide messenger RNA. The record is from the annotation of a GenBank genome assembly. Lineage: Eukaryota; Viridiplantae; Chlorophyta; Ulvophyceae; Bryopsidales; Ostreobiaceae.
AUGGCCCUCCCCGUGCACCUGACCUACAACGUGGCCGGCUGCGAUGAGGUGUCCUGCGAUUACGCGCUUCUGGUGGUGGCCUGCGACCCUCGCGAGCUCGCCGACGUUAUCAAGGACCACACGGGCCACGAAACUCAGGUUAAUGAAAAGCUGGUGUCUUUUACGAUCCGCACGACCCUCCACAGGGCCAAGAGGUGCCCGGGGAGCAAGUUUGCGGUCAGGUUGAACCCUGGUGCGCUGGACAGCAACGAUUACAGCGUGUAUGGCUGGAGGGACGAAGUCAGGGCGAGAAAGUAUGAUGUCGGUGAGCGGGGAGAAGCAGAGGAAAAAGGUGGGGAGGCCUUUGUGGUAGCGUAUCAGAUGAUGGAGGAAAAGCUGGUGGGGGCCGACCGGGAGGUGGUCAAGGCGAAGAUCGAGGAAAAGCUGGAGGAGGGGCUGGCCAAGAGCUGGACGCACUUCGAGGUCGAGAGGAGGGAGGCUGAGCUGUUGACGGACUAUUUUCCACACUUUGAGUUGGACGAUCUGCGGGAUGGGCUGCCGUGGGCCGUGCUGGACAAUCAGGGGCAGCGGGCCACGCUGUACGUGUCGUCGUUCACGUGCUUCGAAUCCGUGCUGCAGUGCAAGCAGUAUGGUGACAUGCUGUGGGAGCAGGACCAGGUGAGGGCGGUCAUGCCCGGCGACAAGGAUGCCCCCAUCGCGGUGAUCGGCGCCGGGCCGUCGGGGCUGCUGUUCGCGAGCCAGCAGCUGGUGCGCAAGGGGGGUUACACGAACGUGACGGUCUUCGAGAAGGAGGGCGUCUUUGGAGGGAAGACGAGAACCGUGGAUCUGACGACGGAAGAGGGGGUGGUGGUGCCAUGCGAGCUGGGCACGUGCUACCUCAGCGACGCCUACGACGACGACCUCACCGACCUGUCGGACAUGUACGAGUCGGGAAAGUUGGAACCGCUAGGGGGCCCGAACAUGAGAUCCAUUGCGGAGACGCCCGAGGCGGUUGGCUCGGAUGAGGAGGAGCACGGGGUCGAGUUCCAGGAGUGGGUUAAACGCAAGAACGGCGGGGAGGACUGGAAGACGGAUCUGGAGGCCCAGGCCAAGGUGUUCGCGGCGCUGCUCAAGUACAAGAAGAUCCACAAGGCGGUGAUGGGGACAAAGUACUGCAUGCCGCUCAAGAAGCCAGAGCGGAGGCGGCGCCUGUUCGUGGAUGACGACGUCUAUGAGGAUGCGCUGUGUUUGCGGUUCAUGGACUUUUUGUGCAAGCACGGGAUGGCUGCUCUGGAGGCGCCUUUUCUUUACACCUACGAGGUGCAGGGCUACGGGGACAUCAAGCGGAUCCCCGCCUACUACGGCCUGGCAUGGAUCACCGCCGACCUGGCCGAGGGCAUAAUCAGAUCGAGGUUGCCGAUCAUCGGGGACGGGGAGAGCGUGUUCGUGUACGACAAGGGCUGGCUGAGGCUGUGGGAGAAGAUCGUGGAGCGCCACGCGGACGCGAUGAAGGUCGUGCUCAACGCCAACGUGCUCAGCAUCACCAGGGACUGA